Messenger RNA from Acanthoscelides obtectus, 383 nucleotides. The record is from the annotation of a GenBank genome assembly. NCBI's taxonomy places the organism in Eukaryota, Metazoa, Arthropoda, Insecta, Coleoptera, Chrysomelidae.
AUGAAGUCCAUGGCCGUAUCCAAGACCAUGUCCGUACCCGAGACCAUGACCGUAACCGAGACCAUGUCCAAGAGCAAGAGCAGGUACACCGAUGACAACAGCUCCAUGUCCAUUGGGGCCAGUUGGUCCAACGGCACCGUGUCCAUUGACUACUCCACUAGGUCCAGCAGCACCGGCACCAGUGACUACUCCAGAAGGUCCUGCAGCUCCAGCUCCGGAGGUCACACCUGAUGGUCCGUGGUCACCGUGGAAGUAGUGUCCACCGUGUCCAACGCCGAAGGCUCCCAAGUGUCCGGCUCCCAAGCCACCCAGAUGUCCUGCACCCCAUCCCAGACCGAGACCAAGGUGAGAGGCGGAUGCGCAGGCAGCGGUGGCCAAUACGG